Messenger RNA from Recurvomyces mirabilis, 1209 nucleotides. It is a transcript of the gene PXR1, whose product is annotated as telomerase inhibitor. Gene Ontology annotation, molecular function: nucleic acid binding. The record is from RefSeq and is a predicted model, not a curated record. The transcript is spliced from 2 exons. Bases 1 to 1209 code for a protein of 402 amino acids. Lineage: Eukaryota; Fungi; Ascomycota; Dothideomycetes; Mycosphaerellales; Teratosphaeriaceae. Gene Ontology annotation, cellular component: nucleolus.
AUGUCUCUGGCGAAAUCAGCGUUGGAGAGUAUUAAGCUUUUGAGAUUGCGGGUAUUGCCUCUAGCGCUGACCCUGCUCGCUCGAUCGCGAGCCGAGGCCUUCCAAGAAUUUCUUGCUGAGUAUCUGGGUAUUCGAGCAUUGUUUCAACCCAGUACCGCAAUGGGGUUGGCAGGCGAGAAAAGACGUGGUAAGCUGGCACAGGACCCAAACAACACUGCCUGGUCGAAAUCCACAGACGGCUUUGGACAUCGCAUCCUUUCACAGCAAGGAUGGAAGCCGGGAGACUACCUUGGUGCCGAGAAUGCUGCUCAUGGUGACCAUUAUACUGCCGCAAACGCGUCUCAUAUCAAAGUCCUACUGCGGGAGGACAAUCUUGGGCUGGGCGCGAAGCUGGGAGGUGCAGGCAAUGCUGAAACAUUCGGCUUGAGCACUUUGUCUGGUAUUUUUGGAAGGCUGAACGGCAAAAGCGAGGCGGAAGUCGAGAAGCAACAGAGUAGUCUGCGUGAUGCGGAGCUCAGGACGUAUCAGUCGCAGAAGUAUGGCCACAUGAACUUUGUGCGAGGAGGGCUGCUAGUAGGCGACAAGAUUGAGGAGUCACCGGACAACAAGCUGGCGGCCAAGACUAUUGACUCAAAAGGCGCCGGAGUAGAUCAGCUACCGGCGACGAAGAAGAAGAAGCGGAAGGUCGAAUCUGACGCGUUGGGAGUAGAUGAUGGCAAACGUUCGGAGAAGAGACGGCGGAAGGCAGAUAUCGAUACUGCACUUCCGGAGGUCGUCGAGGGUCUCAUACCUGGAGAGCCAUCAGAGUCGACCGACAAGGAACUUCUGAAGGCAGCGAAGCGGUUGCGAAAGGAGAAACGCCGAGCCGCAAAGCAGGACGAGCCCACCGAGGUAGAGAACGAGAAAACUCGCUUGAAGCAGGAGAAGAAAGCACGAAAAGAAGAGCGCAGGCUGCGAAAGGAGCAGAAACGAUUGGGGAAGGCUGCGAAGUCGGCGGACGACGAUCUAACAAGCUCCACGACAGCAUCGUCAAAUGCGUUGACCACACCAGUGGUGAGCGAACUGCCAUCAGGCACAUCCACUCCUACAUCUGGAUUGUUCGCAGGCAGUCGACAUGCCGUACGACAGCGAUAUAUUAUGCAAAAGAGAGCCGCUUCAAUGGACCCGAAGGCUUUGAACGAGAUCUUGAUGAUCAAAGCCAUAGGAUGA